CGGUGACAUGAAGUCGUGGCCUGACACCUUUUGCCCGCUGUUUAACCGGCGCAAAUCUUAGUUCAGUAUCAGACGCGACAUGGCAAAUAACGCCAGAUUAGAUAUCUCGAGAAUGCAAGAGUUCUGCAACAUUUUUGGCGUCUUUUAAUUUGCAGUAAGAAGUGCCCAGGCGGUCUUUUCAUUUUGAAGACAUAACGCAGCGCGUUCAUGCCAGGGUUGAAGCCAAAAUCCGAACUCGGAAUUCUUGCGACGCCACCAACCCGCAGCUCACCCUUCAGGCUGAAGCUCAAGCUCAAGCGCAAGCUCACAUUGCACGUCCCAUCUCGUCGCCCACUAUGGUGACUACUCGCUCCGGAGCUGUGCCUGUAGACCCUCAUGAUAGUGCCGUGGCAAUUACGGAAGAUGCCACAAAGCAAAGCCCAGAGAGCGCCACCGGCCAGAAAAGAUCCCGUGACUAUGUCGAGGAACUGAGAGGCUUGACGCCGGAUCGCAACAGUGACGGAGAAGAUGAUCAUGCUGCAAAGAGAGCCAGGACGGAGGAGGACAAAGCUCAGCACGACGACCUUGCCAGGGAUGCCCAGUCUGAUCUGGACGACGGCGAGAUAGUGGAAGCGUCCACGCCUGAUCGACAUGCUCUUCCACCUAAUACGAUGGCAAAACGGCCAGCUGAGCCGCAGAAUGUGGCUCCCAUUCCUCCAAAGGAUGAAGCAGUCCAAAAAUCGACCCAAGACUAUUUGGCUCCACAAACCCUACCCGUCCCGCCUGAGGUAGCUGGGUCUACAGAAGUUAUGCCUCCUGAGGAUCUCCCUGCAGCCACAGAGAGUGAUCGGUCCAUCGGCGAGCAUGCUCAAGCCAAAAUUCCACAAUCGGCAACAGAGACACAACAGAGCGCAGAGAAAGCAAAGACGAAAAGCGAUCCCAACCAAGGCGUGGGCUUGGGACUUAGGACAUCAUUCGCAAAGGCACCGAAAAAGCAGGCCAAGGGCGAUAUUUCGAAGCCCGCUCUCGGUGUAUUGGAAUUUCCUACAGCGAAUCGCGAUUGGAAGAUCGAUGCCACCAAGUUUGAUCAGAUCCUAUGCGACCACGAAUUGGAUCGUGGUGAUUGCUUUGAGCCAAAGUUUUGGAAACAGUGGAUGCAAAACAAUCUUGCACGUGUGCUCCAAGCUCUCCAAGAAGACAAUGGCCCCGAAUUCGAUUCCAUUUCGAAGCCCGCUCAGAGGGUCAAAGUAGUCCGCAAUGCUAUGUUCGCUCUCUUACAACCCGUCGGGGGCGUUCUGUAUGGCACCAAAAAGAAUAUGAAUACAGUUCGCUUAGUCGCUCAACCUACUUUUGACGACGGGCUCACCGGCAAGAUGAUCAACAAGACACUGACCGGGGCAAAGAAGUCAAAUUCCACAGCGGCGCAUGACCACCAAGAUGCCGCAGAUGCGAGCGCCGAGCCCGAAGGCGAGAAACAAGACAAUGCAGAGGACAAAAUAAUCAGUUCCAAACAAGAAGCCUCGCAAGAAUCAGAUGUGGAGCCUGGCGAAGUCAGUUCAGACGAAUCACCAGUGCUUAGCCCCGAGGAAAUCGAGCACCGGAAGCUAUACUUUCCAGGCUCGGAGAACUACCAUAGGUUCUGCAUACAUUGCGUCAGUUCCAAGCAUAACUCCAGUAGCUGUCCGCAACCAAUCUGUCAGUCUUGUGGAAGCAGAGACCAUACGCGUUACGGAUGUCACGCAACAGAACGUUGUGGCAAAUGUUUUCAGCUGGGACACACUACGGCCACGUGCCAAGAGAAGCUCGCUUUAGCCAAAGGAGAGAGAGAACCUUGUGCUUAUUGCAGGCUGGCUCACACCGAAGAGCAAUGCGCUGCGAUCUGGAAAUCUUUCAACCACGCCGAAGUCAAAGUCAAGAAAGUGAAGGCCAUACCUUCUUUUUGCUACAUUUGUGGUCAGGAUGGCCACUAUGGUCCAGAAUGUGGACUGAACUCUGGCAGAACCGAAAUGGACUCUGACUUGAGCAUCUGGUCCUCCGCAAUUCGGGACAUGUACGUCGAUCCAAGUAGCGCUGAUGCUGCCAUUGCGUGGGCUGGACUGAACGCGGCCCCGAGCCAGCCAGGCCAAGAUUUUCAUAUCCGCGGGCAGGCAAAGAAGCAAUCGCACGUCUUCUAUGUUUCGAGCGACGACUCUGAUGACGGCUUCAUACACGAGCCGGUGAGGAGGGCCCCGUCUCGCGGCAACAUUCAAAUCAACACCAAUGCGAGUCGCCCCGCCCCGAGGCGUGGAGGUUUCAGCAGCCUCCGCGCCGACGAGAGCCGACGUCGCGAAAACCAACGUGAGUUUACCCCUCCUCCCGCGCCGCCGUUGGAGGACUACUACUCUUAUGCGCCGUGGCAGCCGCCUCUGCCCGCUGGACCUCCGCCUGCUCUACCUCCGCCUCGUUUGCCCGACACUUACACGUUUCAAGGUCAACGAGAUCAGCCAGCGCUUCCUCGGGCACCACCUGGAUCCCUGCCCCCACGACCUGUCAACCAAGGCCCUUCUAGGAACUUCAGCGGUUCUUCGCAGAACGGAGCAAAGAGAGGAGGAGGGCGCGGCAGGCCGCGAAAACGUACUUGAUGCACUUGUUCGAAACUCGCUGCGCCACAUCUGUCUCGGCUCCGUCGGUGUGGGUUAUUCUCUGUCGAGCAUCGUUGUUGGAGCAAUUGUAUCGAGCUGGUUCAUGUCAUAAGACCACCAAACACAACGAUCCCGUGGCGGACAAUUCAGUGGAGGCUAUUAA
This is a messenger RNA of Truncatella angustata, 2763 nucleotides long. RefSeq lists its product as uncharacterized. Gene Ontology annotation, molecular function: nucleic acid binding; zinc ion binding. The record is from RefSeq and is a predicted model, not a curated record. The coding region runs from base 336 to 2600 and encodes 754 amino acids. The transcript has a single exon. NCBI's taxonomy places the organism in Eukaryota, Fungi, Ascomycota, Sordariomycetes, Amphisphaeriales, Sporocadaceae.